UUCAACACGUCUGAGUAUGACUUACAGGCUUAUUGUCUCUCUCUCUCUCUCUGCAACUCUCAUUGGCAGAUAACACAAAUAAAAGUACAAAUCUUUAAUUCUUCCCACAACCCAGAAGAGACCUUUGAAACCAUUUCAUCAUCAUCCAUGGAAGAGAUCGACUCAAAACCAAGAAAGCUUCUUCCUUUAUUACUCAUCUUCUUCCUCUGUUUUGUUUACCCUUCGAUGGCUGCAGAUGAAGACGACAUAAGAUGCUUAAGAGGAAUCCAAAGCUCUCUUACAGAUCCUCAAGGAAUCUUGAAAUCAUGGAACUUUGCAAACACAACUGUUGGGUUUCUCUGUAAAUUCGUUGGUGUGUCUUGUUGGAACGAUCAAGAGAAUAGGGUUAUCAAUCUUGAGCUUAGAGACAUGGGUUUGUCUGGUAAAGUCCCAGAGUCUCUUCAGUAUUGUGGGAGUUUACAAAAAUUGGAUCUUUCUAGUAAUCGUUUGUCUGGUAACAUCCCUAGAGAGCUCUGUUCUUGGUUGCCUUUUUUAGUGUCUCUUGAUUUGUCAAACAAUGAAUUGAAUGGUGAGAUUUCUCCUGAUUUAGCUAAGUGUAGCUUUGUGAACUCUAUGGUUUUGUCUGAUAACCGGCUUUCGGGUCAAAUCCCGGUUCAGUUCUCGGCUUUAGGGAGGUUAACGAGGUUCUCUGUAGCUAACAAUGGUCUCACAGGUCGUAUACCUGAGUUCUUUAGCUCACAGAGGUUUUCAUCUGAUGAUUUUGAGGGGAACAAAGGUCUUUGUGGUCGUCCUUUAUCUUCAAGCUGUGGUGGAUUGAGUAAGAAGAAUCUUGCUAUUAUAAUUGCAGCUGGUGUGUUUGGUGCUGCUGCAUCAAUGUUGUUGGCUUUUGGGAUUUGGUGGUAUUAUCAUUUGAAGUGGAGUAAAAGACGAAGAGGCGGUUUAACCGAAGGAGGAGUUAGUAGUUUAGGGCAGAGACUUCGUAGUCAUAAGCUUACUCAAGUCUCUUUGUUUCAGAAGCCUUUGGUUAAGGUUAAACUUGGGGAUUUGAUGGCUGCAACUAAUUAUUUCAGCUCAGGGAACAUUAUUGUUUCCACUAGAACCGGGACAACGUAUAAGGCGCUUCUUCCUGAUGGCUCAGCGCUUGCGGUUAAGCAUUUGGGUACAUGUAAGCUCGCGGAGAGGGAGUUUAGGUAUGAGAUGAAUCAGUUGUGGGAGCUUCGUCAUCCUAACUUAGCUCCACUUCUUGGAUUCUGUAUUGUGGAAGAAGAGAAGUUUCUUGUUUAUAAGUACAUGUCUAACGGGACGCUUCACUCGUUGCUGGAUUCAAAUGGGGUUGAAUUGGAUUGGUCGACUCGGUUUAGGAUUGGUUUAGGUGCUGCAAGGGGUUUUGCUUGGCUUCAUCAUGGAUGUAGACCUCCAAUACUUCAUCAAAACAUUUGUUCUAGUGUGAUUCUUAUUGAUGAGGAUUUUGAUGCAAGGAUUAUAGAUUCAGGUCUUGCAAGGCUUAUGGUUCACUCGGAGAACAACGAGAGCAGUUUCAUGACUGGUGACUUAGGAGAGUUUGGGUAUGUAGCUCCUGAAUAUUCCACCACAAUGCUAGCCUCACUAAAAGGCGAUGUUUAUGGACUCGGUGUUGUCCUCUUGGAGUUGGCAACAGGGCAAAAAGCUCUAGGAGGUGAAGGUUUCAAAGGAACUUUGGUGGAUUGGGUGAGACAGCUUGAAAGCUCAGGAAGACUCACCGAUGCAUUCGAUGAAAACAUUCGGGGGAAAGGACAUGACGAAGAAAUCUUGAAAUUUGUUGAGAUUGCUUGUAAUUGUGUGAGUUCAAGUCCUAAAGAGAGAUGGUCAAUGUUUCAAGCAUACCAGUCACUGAAAGGUAUUGCUGACAAACAAGGUUAUUCAUUCUCGGAACAAGACGACGACUUCCCUUUAAUUUUCGACACGCAAGAGAACGAGACUGCGUGAAAUGAAACCUUGAUGAUUAUGGGAGUGAGGGAAUAAAGAAGAAAAAAUUACAUUGAAGAUGUAUCAGGAGUAUUAUAAUUAUUUGUUGCCUAUAUCACCUUGUACUACAUGUAGAGACACUAUAUGUUAUUGUAAAAAACAGAAGUGUAUAUUGUUAUGUGUUUUCUCUUUUGUCAAAGUCUUAAAGACAUGUUAUGUU
Messenger RNA from Capsella rubella, 2164 nucleotides. Its product is annotated as inactive LRR receptor-like serine/threonine-protein kinase BIR2. NCBI's taxonomy places the organism in Eukaryota, Viridiplantae, Streptophyta, Magnoliopsida, Brassicales, Brassicaceae. The record is from RefSeq and is a predicted model, not a curated record. Bases 148 to 1965 code for a protein of 605 amino acids. Gene Ontology annotation, biological process: protein phosphorylation. Gene Ontology annotation, molecular function: protein kinase activity; protein binding; ATP binding. The transcript has a single exon.